Drosophila bipectinata is the source of this 2428-nucleotide messenger RNA. Its product is annotated as U3 small nucleolar ribonucleoprotein protein MPP10. NCBI's taxonomy places the organism in Eukaryota, Metazoa, Arthropoda, Insecta, Diptera, Drosophilidae. Gene Ontology annotation, cellular component: small-subunit processome; sno(s)RNA-containing ribonucleoprotein complex; nucleus. Gene Ontology annotation, biological process: rRNA processing. The record is from RefSeq and is a predicted model, not a curated record.
CCACGAUGCUAAUGCCAUCUCUAACCGCUUGUUAUUUUGAAAGCACCUUGCUGCCUUAAAACGAUUUAUUUUUAAUUUAAAUUGCAACAAAUCCGAUAAAAAUGAUAGGAAGCAAGAAAAAAACAAAGAAAGGAAAUGUCCUUAAGGAAAUCGCCGACAAUUUUGAACAGCUGACCAGCAAUCCAGAACGCUUUCUCAAACCCCAGCCGGAGCAGAUUGAAGCCAUUGAACAGCUCAUCCAGCAAACGUACAGCGUUAGCAUUAGCGGAGAUGUGGCAAACAAAAAGGAUUUACUUCAGGAAUUGGUUCUGGAGCAGAUGGAUGAGGAGCAGAUUUGGCAGCAGUUGGAAAUGCGCAAUGAGCUAGUCUUCCAGCAGCUAUUGGAACAGACUGCACAGAUGACGGCGAUACGGGAACAGCACUUGGGUAUUGAGCUGGACGAGGGCGAGGAACAAGAGGAGGAUCUAGACGUGGAGGCUGAGAAUGGAGAAAUAGACGCUGAGGAGUCGGAUGAGGAUCCCGAAUCGGAUGCGAGCUUCGACGAAGGCUUGUCUGCCAAAAAGAAAUCGCAACCAAAGAAGGAAAAAGGCAACAAGCGAUUGCGCAACUCUAUAGUGGAUGACACCUUUUUCAAGUUGCAAGAAAUGAACGAGUUUCUGGAGCAGGAAGACGCUAAGGAGAUGCGUCGGAUGAACAACAAGCGCGGAGGGGAACAGGCAGAGGAAAUAGAUCACUUCGCUGAGGAUUUCGGACUUGGAGAAGACGAGGAAGAUGAUGAUGGAAACGUAAACUAUGCGGAUUUCUUUGAAAUGGACGAGGAACUGGAAAGGAAGUCUCAAAAAUUGAACAAAGGCAAGACUAAGAAUUUCUUUAAUGAAGAUGAGAGUGACAAAGAAGAGAAGGAAGAUGAUGAGGACGAAGAAAACCAAGAGGAUUUGGAGGAAGCAGAAGGAAGUGAAGAAGAACACGAUCCCGAAGAGAAUCAGGAAGAAGCCGCUAGUGAAAUUUAUGAAUCGGAAUUCGUUUCUAAAAGCGGCAUAGAACCGGCCAGCGGUUCCGACUCCGACUCUGACAAGGAAGGCAGUGAUGAGGAAGAAGAUAACCACAAAGUAGCAGAUCCUCCUUCUCAGUCCUCCAAUGAGCUCAGAGAAGCUCGUCUCUUUCAACGCAUUCGCGAUUAUGAGGAUGUCGUACUUGGCGAGAAGCCUUGGCAACUUAAGGGUGAAGUCCAAGCAGCCAAUCGUCCUCAAAAUUCAUUGCUGGAGGAGAUUCUCGAUUUCGAUUCCACAACACGACCCACAGCGCCUAUUACGGAGGAGGACAAUCGUUCAAUUGAGGACAUAAUCAAACAGCGUAUUCGAGACAAGGCAUGGGACGAUGUUGUCCGCACUGUUCGUCCUGUAAACACACCCCAGGAGUACCGAAAGCAGUUGAUUCUGGAUCAGGAAAAGUCAAAACAAUCCCUGUCGCAAAUAUAUGAAGCACAGUAUCAGCGUGAGCUCGACAAACUCGAUCCAAAUCGCGAUGCUGAUGACAACAGUGGUCCAGAGCCAAAGGAGCACCAAGAAAUAAAAAAGGCAAUGCGUUCAUUAUUCCUCAAGUUGGACGCCUUGUCGAACUUCCACUUUACACCCAAGCCAGUCGCUCCGGAGGCUAGGAUAGUAACUAACACCCCAGUUGUACAUAUGGAGGAGGUGGCCCCCGUGGCGGUUAGUGAUGCUAAUCUGCUGGCUCCUGAGGAAGUGUUCCAAGGUCCGAAAACAGCUCCACUUGGCAAGUCGGAGCGCAGUCGUACCGAUAAGAACCGAGAGCGCCGCAAGAAGAAGCAAAAGCAGAGGGCGAUUCAUACGGCGUUGGAGCAGCGUGAUCUCCAACGCGCCAAGGAGGGCAAGGCGCCUACAAAGAAAGAGGCGGAUGCCAAGCUUCUCAAGACUAUCACCAAGAGUCGCAAUGUACAAAAGAUCACCGCUAGUAGCAAUGACCAAGGUGCCCUGAAGUCUUCAAAGGCGUUCUUCAACAAACUGCAGGACACCACGGCAGCCACAGCUUCCAACAAGCGGCCUAAAAAGGAUGUAACCAAGGCGAAUGCCAAGAAGCUAAAGCUUUAAAUGUAGAUAAUAAGUAAUCUUUAACUGUUGAUUAACAUCGCCCAGCAAAGUUUCUUCCUCGCCAGUCACGUGGCGGCAAAUGGACACAACCGCACGCACACGGUCUCAAAGGCUGCCUCCCAUCUUUAGGAAUAACUUUUGCAGGACGACUAUUUCCAUAGGGGUCAUCAAUUUGAAGCUCCCUGGGAGCUGCCAUGCGUCGGCAUUUGGCAGGCUCCCUGCGAGAACAUCCUUUUGCGUGUGUGUUUCUGUGGGCGUGAGAGUGCGGCCAAGGACAUUUGGUAUCCUGGAGAGCGAUUAGGCACGCGUGUAAUGUAAAG